UGUUCUUUUAUACUGUAAAAGACUAAAAGUUAAUUUAUUGCUCUUUUUUUUUCAAUUGUUAUCAGGCAAAGCAUUAUUUUAGAAAGAAAAGAAAAUGCACAGUAUGUAGUUGGGCAAUAAAAUAAAGAGAUUUGUCCAAAUAAAGCAAAGGAUAAAUGUAGUUGGUGACUGCUUUGGCUUUAAUUUCUGAGACACAUCUGAGGAGACACCAAGAAGAAAACAUUAACCCAAGAUAAGAAUUUUAAAAACCGACUUCAUCUCAAAGGUUACACUGAACACUGGCAUGAUGAAGAACAACACUACAACUGUUUCAGAAUUCAUUCUUGAUUGUGCAAUCGAUCCCCAGCAGAAAAUCCAAAUAGCUGCUAUCCUCAUAAUUAUCUACUUUGUAACUCUUUUGGGAAACUCGUUGGUUAUCUUUGUCAUAAAAUGUAAUCGUCACCUCCACACGCCAAUGUUUUUGUAUAUUGGAACGCUGGCAUUCAUCGACCUGUUAAACAGCACAACUGUAAAUCCAAAAAUAGUGGCUAAUAUUUUAGGCUCUUCUGCUAUUUUGUAUGGACUGUGCUUCUUUCAAAUGAUUUUCCGGAGCCACUUGUCAGCAACUGAAUGUUUUCUCUUUGCACUGAUGGCAUGUGACCGCUAUGUUGCUGUGCUUCACCCUUUACGAUACCCGGCACUCAUUACAAACAAACUUGUUUGGAUUUGUAUCUUUAUUCUUAAUGUAGCCAGUGUUGUGCUCUUUCUCCCAUUUGUAUGUUAUGGUGCGGAACUUUCAUUUUGUCGUGAUAAUGUCCUACCUUACUGUUUUUGUGACUAUGUUACACUGGUCCAACUUUCUUGCAAUGAAGACCCCAAAUAUUUAUUUAUAUUAUCCCCUACAUUCAUUUUUGUUAGCAUAAUCCCCAUAGUAGUCAUUAUCAUCACGUACAUUAAGAUUGCUAGGGCUGCCCUGAAGAUCUCCUCGGGCGAUGAGACAAAAAAAGUCUACAGCACCUGCCUGACCCACCUAAUAGUAAUGGGGCUGUUUUUUUUACCACUCGCAGUGACAUAUGGCUUACCAGGGAUGGGAGUAAGGCUGUCUAAUGAGGCACGUAAUGAAAUGGAAAUUAUCGUAAAUGUGGUGCCACCAAUGCUGAAUCCUAUCAUCUACAGCUUUAGAAACCAUGAUAUAAAAAAAAGCAUUUACAAGAUGUUUUUUUCUAAAAGGGCACUGAGUAAAUUGUAAAUAUUAGUCAAAUAAACAGUGAAGAAAAGAUCACUUGAAAGUAUUUAAGAAUAAAGUUUAGCAAUGAUUAUAUAU
Molecule: messenger RNA, 1303 nt
Organism: Erpetoichthys calabaricus (reedfish)
Lineage: Eukaryota; Metazoa; Chordata; Cladistia; Polypteriformes; Polypteridae
Product: olfactory receptor 1361-like
Exons: 2
Coding region: 284-1228 (314 amino acids)
Biological process (GO): G protein-coupled receptor signaling pathway
Cellular component (GO): membrane
Molecular function (GO): olfactory receptor activity; G protein-coupled receptor activity
Source: RefSeq, a predicted model, not a curated record